Molecule: messenger RNA, 861 nt
Organism: Kalmanozyma brasiliensis GHG001
Lineage: Eukaryota; Fungi; Basidiomycota; Ustilaginomycetes; Ustilaginales
Exons: 1
Coding region: 1-861 (286 amino acids)
Source: RefSeq, a predicted model, not a curated record
AUGACGCUCGCUAGAAUCAUCCCGGGACUGCUUAUUGUUCUCUUGGUGAUGCGCAACUUGGCCGUUGCCUGGCCAAUGAACCGCAAUGGAGGAGGCCACGAUCCAUUCGAGCCUCCGACUCACGACCUGGUCUCUGGUCCAUCCCAAUUGGUGGCGCCCAACUCACCUGGCACGUCUUCGCCCUCCUGGUCCCCAUCAUUCUCGCCCUCGGACCGCCCGCUCGAUGCGACGGACCACGAGAUCCUCCAAUCCCUUUCGGCGGACCUCACCGCCGGCAGCAGCAAGAAACGCGGUCGAGGUAAGACGCUCAUGGACCGCGAGACGAAACGGCGUUCUCGCUUCGCCAGCGCCCGUCUCGCCUCUGGCUGGCCCGAACCGCCCACCCUGGCGCGUCUCGACGAGGUGCCUCCGCUACGCCAUCUGGUGGGCAGGGGCGAACUUGCCUACGUCAGCGACAACUCCGUUCGGGAUCGCAUCGUCAAUGGGUUGUUUGCUGGCAAGCUGCGCUGGGUGGACAAGCGCGAGAUGCCGACAGGUUUCGAUCCAAGGGCAUACCACAAACGCUCACCUUACAUGAAUCCGAGCAGAGUGCUCCCUCUGCCCAAUACAGGCGCAGAGGGAUUGACGCACGUGCACAUGACGCAGCACAACAUGCCCAUAAGAAAGGGCGGCGUGCUCGUAGGGAGCGUGCUGGAGGGCAAGCCGUAUUAUGCGUUUUGGGGGGUGGCUCAGCACGAAGUGAAAGAUAAGGUACCCGUGACGUUUUACGGCGCCGGGUGGUUUGACGGCAUGCAUGUGGACGAGGUAGAUGCGCAUCUUGGAUCGCUGUUGGAACACAUGAAGAGAGGUGUGGCGAGGUGA